This is a messenger RNA of Rhipicephalus sanguineus (brown dog tick), 1505 nucleotides long. RefSeq names its product serpin B8. The transcript has 3 exons. NCBI's taxonomy places the organism in Eukaryota, Metazoa, Arthropoda, Arachnida, Ixodida, Ixodidae. The record is from RefSeq and is a predicted model, not a curated record. Gene Ontology annotation, molecular function: serine-type endopeptidase inhibitor activity. Bases 25 to 1440 code for a protein of 471 amino acids.
ACAGCGUGAUCAGAAGAAGAAAAGAUGUCGUCCCGGAAGGAUGCAGCGCCAAGUCGUCGCCGCUCCAGCGUCAUGGCGCACAAGUCCACGGCGCAGCAGUCGCACAGGCUGAGCGUCUGGAGCUCGACGUCGUCGACAUGCAGCUACGCGGCGAGCAACUCGACCGACCCGGAAGCACGUCACCACCCCGACUCGGGCCAUACCUUGUCGGAGCCGCUGCAAACGGACAGCGAAAUCUGGAGGUUCCUGCACGACCCCUUCAACAUCGAGCCCGAGAUGGCCGGUCCGCUGCUGCAGUUCCCGCUCGACCUGUACCGGCGCAUGCGCCAGGAAGGCGGCAACGUAGUGCUGUCGCCCUGGUACCUGGCUUGCAUGCUGGUCACCAUGUACCACGGCUCGGGUGGAGACACGCGGACCCAGAUCGCGCGCGUGCUCCACACGGACGACGAUGGCGAGAUCGUGGCGCGCUUCGACAGUCACGCCAGCCGCCUGUUCUGCAGGGACUUCCACAAGCCGCGACACACACACUCUGGACUCAAUGUGACGUCCUAUGCUGGCCUCUACCACGACGCCCGGGUCAACCUGUCCGCGGAGUUCAAGGAGCCACUCUCGAACCUCGACAUUCACUUCCACGUCCAGGACUUUGAGGAGAGCCCCGAGCAGAGCAGGCUCGCCCUGGACGGCUUCCUACGCGCUCUCACGGGCUUCUGCUUCGAGCGGGACAUCUUCAGCGGCGACAGCGUGGACCUGGACACGUUCGUGGUCCUGGCCAGCGUGUUCUGCUUCGGCUCGCGCUGGUUCGCCGCGGGCGGAGCCCAGCGCUCGAAGGGCGUGUUCCACCCCGAGUACGCCGGCGACGACCGAGUGGGCGAGGAGGUGCCGACGCUGUCCCUGACCGGCGCCUUCCGGUACGCCCGGUUCCACAAGGGUGACCCUUUCUCCGGAACCGUAGUGGACCUGCCUUACCAGGACCCACGGCGGUCUCUCGUCAUUUUCAUCCCGGCGCCCAAUUCGAGCCUCGUUGAGUUGGAGAAGGCGCUCACAGCAGCCACUAUCCUGACGUGCCUCGGCCGUUUAGAGCGACGAGGCCAGGUGACGGUGACCAUGCCCAGGAUAAAGGUGAAGUGCCUCACCGAUCUGAAGAACUACCUGCCGCCCAUGGGCGUGACGGACGCGUUCAACGAUACCGCCGACUUUGUCAACAUGGCGCGAAUCGUGGGGCUCAGGCUUUCGGCGGCGAAGCACUUGGCCGUGUUCAGGGCUGGACACAAGGGUCCCAAGGUUGCCUCGGCUGAAGCCAAGGCAGAGGAGACCGCGCGCACCGCCAGCGGUGGCAAGAACGUGUUCAAGAUAACGGUCGAUAGGCCGUUCAUGUUUGUCGUGCUCGCCCGUGAUCCGGAUACCGUUCUCAUGCUCGGUUCAUUUACGCACAUUAUCUAACACGACGCAGGGACGGGGACGCGAGGGCGCGUUUCCUGCUAUUUUCGCCGAUGCAGUAAUAUAUU